AUGGAUCCAAAGGCGACAAUCACAAAUGAGGGAGCACCUUCAGAAGCAGGGAGUGUGGCAAACACAGUCAAUUCGGCCACGGUAAAGCCGACAAAACUUCAAUUGCCAGCAAGCUGUGACCCGCCACCGUCUCAAGGUCCAACUAAGGAGCUUGUUUGGAUUGUGUUCGGGGGCACCGGCCACAUGGGCCGAUCGCUCGUCAAGUGCGCAUUAUCGCACGGCGACAGCGUCACCACCGUCGGGAAGAGGUUUGAGUCCACUCCCGAGGACAUGGUGCAGCAGCAUGACAGGUGUAUGGGAGCUCUCUGUGACGUGCGCAUCCGCGAAACCGUUGAACGCGUUGUCGAGAAGACAAUCGAGCGUUUUGGCCGCGUGGACGUCAUCGCAAACUGCUCCGGGUACGGUGUCAUUGGGGCCUGCGAGGACCAGGAUGAACAUGAAAUUCGCAAUCAGUUCGAGACCAACUUCAUGGGAACUCUUCACAUAAUCCAGGCAAGCUUGCCUUACUUUCGCCAGCAGGCUGCCGGUCGGUACUUGAUCUUUAGCUCUACUGCUGGUGCCCUGGGUGUGCCGGGGCUGGGCCCCUAUUGCUCGACCAAGUAUGCCGUCGAGGGCCUGAUCGAAGCGAUGCUCUACGAGAUUGACUCAUUCAAUUUGAAAGCCACCUUGGUCGAGCCGGGCCUCGUGAGGCGCGAUGAGCCGGACUCACAAACAAACCCGCUUCCUACUUGGGGCCAUUUUUUGAUCCGUCCGGCAAGCGAUCCGUAUCUGGAUCCAACAUCACCGGCGCUCCAUGCGAUGCGAAUGGUGCAGUGGCUCGGAGACAGACAACCCACAAGCGCCGUCAAGUGCGCCGAACUGGUAUGGCAACUGGGUCACUGCUCAUACCCACCACUGCGGCUACUUCUUGGAAACUAUGCAAUAGAGAGUAUUCGCGACCGGUUGCGGUCGGUGACGGAGGAGCUCGAGGAUUGGAAGCACCUCAACUUCCCAGCACCACCUGACGCUCCGGACAUGCAAGAGAAUGACCAUGAAAAGAACGAAAGGACUGACACAGAUAAGGAUGGUGAUAAGGCCGGAGGGAGUAUGGAAGAGAAGAUGGAUGAUGCGGUGGAGGAUCGACUUGAUGCGAUGGACGAGGAGAUGGGAGACUUCCCUGGUUAG
Molecule: messenger RNA, 1164 nt
Organism: Pyricularia pennisetigena
Lineage: Eukaryota; Fungi; Ascomycota; Sordariomycetes; Magnaporthales; Pyriculariaceae
Exons: 2
Coding region: 1-1164 (387 amino acids)
Source: RefSeq, a predicted model, not a curated record